AUGCAUGGUGUAGACAAGGCAGCAAUAUUACUUCUAGCACCUGCCAUCGCCCACGGACUGCCCGCAACAGCCAUCUCUGACCUUCCAAGCACGGAGUCUGGAGAGCAUGCUGUUGUUUUCAGGAUAGAUACUGGCGCAGUCAUUGUCCGAUUCCAAGUACCAUGUGCUGGGUGCGACCACGAUCCAUGGCCAAUUGACCUAGUGACUCAAAGCGCCAGUGGAAUUUGCGAAGAUGUUGCUAUAUCUGUCAAUGGGCGAGACCUCGAACAUCGCUGGCAUGGCAACACAUCCUGGGGUUCAGGUGCGAUACCUGCGAGUCCAUCACAAUACCGGGGCAGUGAGAUGUCUGCCAAAUGGCAGUCCAAAUGCAUGAAACUUCCGUUAGAAGCUCCGUCAGGGGGGAGCAUUCAUGCAUUGACAAUGUUUCUCAACAAUGGCACGUCCAGCUCUCAAGAUCACGUCGGCUUUACGAUAUCAUUUACGCUCUCAGACCAGAUUGAGAUGCGUCGGCUUUCUAACUGGCCCUUACGUUUGAGUGACGAGUUGGAAUGGGAAACGUGGGUAUAUUCGUAUAAUGCAGAAGGGGGGUCCGAGUUACAAACCUUUCAACACGAUGUCCAGGAGUCGCAACACUUGAUGACAUUACAAGACGAGAGCCGGAGAUCAACAUCGCACACAAACUCAUAUCAACACCAGAAGCGUGAAAACGGAAUCCUCGGCGUGGAAAUCCCUGCCGACUAUCCUACCAGGAAAUUCGCCCGCAAUUGUGCCAUUGCCUUUCUUAUAAUCCUCACCAGUUGCCUUUUAUUUCGCAUCAUCCGUCGCUCAACCGCUUUCCGUCGACGCCGACGUGACAUUGCGUCGAGACACGAAGAACGAAGGGCUCGGCGAGCAUACAACAAUGCUGCGCGACGUCUCCGUUGGCGUCAGUGGUGGGAAGGGAGCAGUAGGUCAAAUUCGGAUACGCGAAGCGUCAGGUCCAGCCACUCGCUGGCUGAACUUCAACAUCCUACUACAGACCAUCUCCAACACAAUCCAAGCGACCACCACAGCCACCACGGCGACCAUAGAUAUAGCGAUGUCGACGACGACGGAGACGAUUACGACUCUUUUUUGGAAGAUGAAGAUAAUAAUAACAUGGGAGGAGGAAUGAUGCGGGACGAGAUUCUCGGGUUGCGUCGGGUGCUGGAAUACGUUGGUGAACUAGUUGGCAAUGAGAGUUCAUCUGUUUCUCGUCGCAACAAUCGCUCACGUUCGCGCUCAAGACCACCCCCGCGGUACGAUGAAUUGCACCAGUCGCCUCGAGCGAGUACAAUGUUUAGCCUUGACACCAGGUCGUUGGCUACUUUGGACACGACGGAUUCGGAAACGGCGCCUCCUUCAUAUCACGCGUAA
Talaromyces rugulosus is the source of this 1395-nucleotide messenger RNA. RefSeq lists its product as uncharacterized. Bases 1 to 1395 code for a protein of 464 amino acids. The transcript has 3 exons. NCBI's taxonomy places the organism in Eukaryota, Fungi, Ascomycota, Eurotiomycetes, Eurotiales, Trichocomaceae. The record is from RefSeq and is a predicted model, not a curated record.